This is a messenger RNA of Hippopotamus amphibius kiboko, 2990 nucleotides long. RefSeq names its product biorientation of chromosomes in cell division 1 (gene BOD1). The transcript is spliced from 4 exons. The coding region runs from base 208 to 768 and encodes 186 amino acids. NCBI's taxonomy places the organism in Eukaryota, Metazoa, Chordata, Mammalia, Artiodactyla, Hippopotamidae. The record is from RefSeq and is a predicted model, not a curated record.
CGCCCAGGAUGGGGUGAGCGGUUUCUGCCGCCUCUACCACCAUCCCUGCCGCCUCAGGACCUGCCGCUGCAGUCCCUGCCGCUGCAGUCCCUGCCGCCACCCCUUCCUCCUCCUUCUCCAGCCCCUCCGCCACCUCUACACGACCCAGGCCCUCUGUCCCUGAAAGGAAGCUGUGUUCGGCCUCCUUCGCUGGCCCGGGGCACCGCCAUGGCGGACGGCGGGGGUGGCGGGGGCACCGGCGCGGUGGGCGGCGGCGGCGCGGGCCAGGCCUCGGCUGGCGGGGGGACGGGCGCGACGGGGGCCGGCGGCGGCGGCGGCGGCCCCAUCAACCCGGCCUCGCUGCCUCCCGGCGACCCGCAGCUCAUCGCGCUCAUCGUGGAGCAGCUCAAGAGCCGGGGCCUGUUUGACAGCUUCCGCCGGGACUGCCUGGCCGACGUGGACACCAAGCCAGCUUACCAAAACCUGAGGCAGAAAGUGGAUAAUUUUGUGUCAACACAUCUGGACAAGCAGGAAUGGAAUCCUACGAUGAACAAAAACCAAUUGCGAAAUGGUCUGAGGCAGAGUGUGGUUCAGUCAGGGAUGUUGGAAGCUGGAGUGGACAGAAUUAUUUCCCAGGUGGUGGAUCCCAAACUGAACCACAUCUUCAGGCCACAGAUAGAACGAGCGAUUCAUGAGUUCCUGGCGGCCCAGAAAAAAGAGGCUGUGCCAGCGCCCCCUCCAGAGCCGGAACGCCAGGACCCUGCAGCUCCAUCGCAGGAUGCCUCCUAAGGUCCAGUAUCCCGGCCUUUGUCCAGGAGCAUUCACCUCUGCCUUAUAGAUAUAGAAAUGGAUAGAAAAGGGAAUAUGCCUGACACGUUUUGGAAGCUCCACUGAAUUAAUGGUGAAGAACUGGAUUCAGUUACAUAAGAGGACAACUUCAGAAUGAAGACAGGCUAAGGUCAUCGCUGACUUCAGGAUUCAACGUUGACUGUGUCCAGAUAAAAUAGGGAGCGAGUGGGCCAGUAGGAAAGUUGACCAUGUGGGCCCCCACAUCAUGCUGCCAUCUGGCUGGCCUCUCCAAGGGGAUGACACCCAGUAGACACUACAGAGAUAUUAAGAAACACUACAUCAACUCGGGGUUGUCCUGAAACGAACCUUUGUACUGGAACUUAGAGGCUGUGUAUGAAUUUUAGGGUUUGUGCUUGGGGAUAAGCGAAAGCUGCAGUGAAGGAACAUAACCUGUCCCAAAGAUGCCAUUUCAAAGAAUGACAGUACAGGUUAGCCAGGAGGAGGUGUUUGAUGCUGUUUCUCAGAGCUGCACAUUAGAGCGUGCCAGCCAUCAGCAUCGAAUAGCUUUAAGGUUGCUGUGGCCCUCUUGUCCAUGACUCUCGUAGCUCCUGUUUCCUUUCCCGUGUAAGAGGUGUCAACAUGGGACCCCUAGAAUGCAUGAGGAAACGUAGACUUAGGUGUGAGGAAAAACGUUGGCAGGCUCUCUGUCCAGGGCUGCUUCCUAGCCUGCAAGGGCUCCUGAGUAUUGGGUGUGUUUAUUUUAUUCUCGCGUUUGUGUUUUUUAGAAGGUGAAUAACUAGUAAGUGGCUUAAGUUUUGUAAUUAAAUGGUUUGAUAACUCUGAAGCUUCAACUAAUUCUCAGACCCCUGGUGUAGGGGGUAACCUUCUUCCUCAGCCUGCGGGCCAUUCCUGCGCUCAGUACAAGACUUAAUGGCCGUGAAGGGCUGGUAGACGCACCUUGGAACUACCACCGCCCUGCAGCUAGUGGGUGUAGCUGGAAGUGAGCAAGACAUUCCCUUUCCCCGGACCCUUCCUGAUGCCGGUCUUCAGUUGAGGACAGUGUGCUCUAUCAGUUUCCCAAACUUGUCUGCAGAAAUGUCACCUGGGGAUUUUAGGAAAAAAUGCAUAUUCUGAUUCAGAAGCUCUGGAAGGACCUGAGAGUGCUGACAAAUUCCUGGUGGUGCUGGCACUGCCACCCUCGGCAUUUUGCAUCCCAAGAUUUGGAUACCAAAAAUUACUUCGAACUCAGAGACUUUGGUUCUUAGUUGAGCCUACUCCUGGAUAGUAUUACUCAAACUUUAAACUAUUUAGAAUUCCACCUUUACCAUCAAUACCCAUAAGUUACUGCACUUCCAUAUUUAGCAAGAUGUUUGGGCAGCAUGUGACCUUAUUUUAAAGCAAGCUGACCACGUGUUAGGGCAGGUGGCAGUUACUUCUGAAGUGUGUUCUGCUUCCAGCUGAAACAGGUUGCUGUCUCUUUCAGUUUGGGAUUCAACAAGCAAGUCCUCAGUGCCCAGAGAAGGUCCCCUGUAGCUCUAGUCCUCUUCGCUAAUAGGUAAAGAUGGAAUGACCAGUCUCGCCAGUCCUCUGCUCUGCAAGGAAGCUUCUCAGACUUGUAUCCCCUCUUCCAGACCGUAAGCCUCCUUCCCUGGGGGGCCUCUGCCUCAGGAGGGAGGUCUCAGCAGAGCCCCUUUCUGUUGACCCAGCCACAAUCCUGCUCAUCCAACACUGACCUCAACCCAGUGACACAGGGCAGAGUAGAGCAACCCAGAGGUGUCCUGCCCACAAACGCCCAAGUGACUGUUGUGUAUGCUUUUUUGGCAGACAGUUUUCGGUCCAUCUCAGCUCUCUCUUUUUUCCAUUACUAGAGAAGGGUGUACCAGAUGAUGAGAAGCGCCCUAAUUUUCACAGAAUGUUAAAUAUACCAAGAUACCAAGGAGUUUUGUUCUUUCUUUAAAAAUCACUGUUAUAUCCACUGUCACUGUAGACAAGAUAAUUUUUUCAAGUGAAAUCUAAGUACAGAAGUAACAACAUAUCACUACUGUCAGGGCAGAGGGCUGACUUUGACUCUUAGCUGAGCCAAACUGAAAUGGAAGUAGUUAAGUCCACACGCCGGGAGAAUGAGACCAGACAAAAGCACUAGAGGGGCUGGGAAGCCCAGAGCCACCUCUGUCCCCUUAAGAACCGGUCACCUGCUACACCUAUUUGCAUUCUCAGCAGAG